Messenger RNA from Penicillium samsonianum, 1080 nucleotides. RefSeq lists its product as uncharacterized. The record is from RefSeq and is a predicted model, not a curated record. Bases 1 to 1080 code for a protein of 359 amino acids. The transcript is spliced from 6 exons. Lineage: Eukaryota; Fungi; Ascomycota; Eurotiomycetes; Eurotiales; Aspergillaceae.
AUGGCGGGUUCGAUCAAUGAUGCCCCCAAAACGGGCAACAAAGGCCCAGAAAUGAUGGCGGUAAUGUGGUCAAUGACAACUCUUGCCACGUUGCUCGUUAUCGCUCGUUUAUGUGUCCGACAGCGAAUGUUGCGCAACUUCGGGUUCGAUGACUGGUUGAUCGGGGCAUCUAUGAUCUUCGGUCUAAUUUUCGUUGCGACCACGACAGUCUCAGUGACUUAUGGAUAUGGACAACACACGAGCAAUCUUGGACCUAAGACCGCUGAGCUCGCUCUCAUGUGGAAUAUGAUCUCGUUCAUUUUCGGAAUUAUAUCAUUCGCAUUACCGAAACUCGCGGUUGCCGCACUACUCCACCGAAUACUGAACCCAAAUCUUAUCCAGCGCCUCAUAGUGUGGGGUCUUGUUUGUCUGGUUGCUGUCAUUGCUCUUAUCAACAUCCUGAUCUAUGUUACCAUGUGCAAUCCACCACAGGCACUCUGGAAGACUUCGAUGGUAUUGAGUGGGGAGGCGACGUGUAGGGAUGUUUGGAUUCUUAUAAAUUAUGCUACAUUUAAUGGAGCUUUCUCCGCAUUCGUCGAUCUUUUCCUCGCAGUUUAUCCCGGCGUCGUUCUGUUCAAGCUGCAAAUGUCAUUGCGCAAAAAGAUUGCAUUGACUGCUGCGCUUGGUCUGGGUUCAAUUGCGGCUGCAACUGCAAUGGUCAAAUGUGCUCAGAUCAAGGGUUUAGCUGAUCAGACAGAUCCAACUUAUAGCACUGUACCUCUUGUGGUUUGGACAAAUGUCGAAGCCAAUGUCGUUGUCAUUGCCGCCUGUAUACCAACAUUACAACCGAUGCUGGAACUUAUUCUGAGAAAACUGAAACUCGUUUCGACGUCUAAGGGUCACUCCAAGCCAUCAUCUUAUGCACAGCACAAGAUAUACGACAAUCAAUCCACUUCCCGGGCUCACGUGUCGAAAAAAGAAAGACAAACUCCAUUGGGGAGAAAGGAGAGUCAGGAAAGCAUCCUUAAUGACUUAGAGCAAUACCAAAUACGGCGCACGGAUGAGGUUUGUGUUGAAUAUGAGAUGCAGCGACCGAAAUAG